CUCAUGGCUGACUGAGUGUUGGAAUGAAGCUAUGUUAUUUUCUUACAAAGAAGCAGCCCAGCAAGUUGUGGCCUGCCAUUCUCUCUAGAUGCCCUCACUGUCCCUGCCCUGCCCACGGCUGAGGGGAAGCCUGGGGAAGUAAACCAGGCCUCUAAGCAGGGGCCUCCUCUGCUUCUGUAUUCCUUUACUCCCAAACCAAGGGGUCUGCAAAGCCCAGCAGACUUCAGCUCUGUGUGGCUAUAGGGUAGAUGAUGUUUAUAGGAAGACACUAGGCAAGAAGAACUCAGGCUAAAGAAAUGUGACAUUGUCUAGCUGAGUCAUAGAUUUAGAAGGAAGUCUGUCCUUGAGGCAUUAAUGUGCUGGGUGAUCAUUAAGAAGUGAUUCUUUCUGCUGGGCAUGGUGGCUCACACCUGUAAUCUCAGCACUUUGGGAGGCUGAGGCGGGGCAUCACCUGAGGUCAGGAGUUCGAGACCAGCCUGGCCAACAUGGUUAAACACCAUCUCUAAUAAAAAAAAAAAAUACAAAAAAUAAGCCCUCGUGGUGGUGUGUGCCUGUAAUCCCAGCUACUCAGGAGGCUGAGGCAGGAGAAUUGCUUGAACCCAGGAGGAGGAGGUUGCAGUGAGCCAAGAUCAUCAAGAUCAUGCCAUUGUACUCCAGCCUGGGCAACGAGAGUGAAAGUCUGUCUCAAAAAAAAAAAAAAAAAAAAAAAAAAAAAAGAAGAGGAAGAAGAAGAAGAAGUGAUUGUUUCAUCUAGCAGGUGUUAUUGCUAAGUGCCUCUGGAUCGUUUGCUCAUUUGUUCAUUCAUUUAACAAUAUUUAUUGAGCACUACCAUGCAGCUGUUCUAUGCUGGUGACAUGUUAUCUCUCCUCAUGGAGCUAGUCUUCCAGUUUUACCUACUUAGCAAGAAAGGGACUUUCUCUAGGCCAAGCCUUACUUUAGUUUUUAAACAUCGGACAAACAUUAACUACAGGGCAAUAAGAUACUUCAAAUCUGACCAGCCAAGUUCCUUUACUCACCCUUCUUGCUUUACCUAGAGCUCUGUCAUUUAGCAUCUGAAUAUUCUCUGGUUUCAGCCCUUUGAUUAUGAGAUUUCUUUGCUUGCUUUUGUCUUAUAUGUCAGAGCAGAUCUGUCUCUCUGUCCUCGCUAUCCUUUCUGACAAGUGGACAGAGAAGGUUUUGCACACAAGUGGAUGGCAGUUUCAAAGAGCAGGAGGUGGGAGGCAGAGGUGAGUGGAUCACCUGAGGUCGGUGGUGGGCACCUGUAAUCCCAGCUGCCCAGGAGGCUGAGGCAGGAGAAUCACUUGAACCCAGGGGACAGAGGUUGUAGCGAGCUGAGAUGGCGCCAUUGCACUCUAGCCUGGGCAACAAGAGCGAAAUUCCGUCUCAAAAAAAAAAAAACAAAAAAACAAAAAACAGAAAAACAGAAAGUCCUCUGACACCUUCAGGGAGAAAGGGUUGGCUGCAGUGAGGUCCGGUCUUGACGCCUCUUUGGUGUGGGUACAGCUGUCAAGUCCCUCUGCUUUUGAGGAUAAUAAUACCAUUAAGCAGCAAGCUGGCACAACUUUUGAACAGAGAUUUCUCACAGGAACUUUGCAAGCAUUUCACAUUCCAUUUGCUUCAGUAAUGUGAAACUUAUUUUUCUAAAAAAAGGUACAGGCAGAUCUUGGCGUGACUCACUAGAGAACAAUAGUUAAGUCAUAAUUUAUUUUCAUCUUUUCCCCAGGAAAGGGAAAAAUUGAUUAAAUGUAUGGGGAAUGUAACAAGGCGUGAAUCUGUAGAGGGGAAAUGAAUCAAAGAAUCACACAAACAUGUAUACGUGUAAAACGGCGAGCUUGACAUGAUUUCCACAAGGGUGAUGGACAUUAAGCUUCGGGAGGCUGCAGAAGGCCUUGGGGAGGACAGCACAGGAAAGAAAAAAUCUAAAUUCAAAACUUUUAAGAAGUUUUUUGGGAAGAAGAAGAGAAAAGAAUCGCCGUCGUCCACAGGAAGUAGCACCUGGAAACAAAGUCAGACGAGGAAUGAGGUCAUUGCCAUCGAAUCCGGGCCAGUGGGCUACGACUCCGAGGAUGAGCUGGAGGAGUCGAGGGGCACGCUGGGCAGCCGGGCCCUUUCUCACGACAGUAUUUUCAUUCCUGAGUCCGGACAGGACGCUACUCGGCCUGUGCGGGUGUUUUCCCAAGAAAAUGUGUGUGAUCGGAUUAAAGCUCUGCAGUUAAAAAUACAGUGUAAUGUGAAAAUGGGGCCACCGCCUCCUCCAGGGGGGCUUCCUGCCAAGCGAGGAGAGGAUGCCGGCAUGAGUUCUGAGGACGACGGGCUGCCCAGGAGCCCCCCAGAGAUGUCUCUGCUGCACGACGUGGGUCCCGGCACCACCAUAAAGGUCUCUGUCGUGUCUCCAGACCACGUGAGCGACAGCACUGUCUCUGCCCGGAUCUCAAACAACAGCCUGGCACCAGUGGCCGACUUCAGUUACCCUCCAGAAUCCUCCUCCUGCCUGGACAACUCUGCAGCUAAGCACAAGCUCCAGGUCAAGCCCCGCAACCAGCGGUCGAGUAAGAUGAGGCGGCUCUCAUCGCGCGCUCAGUCUGAAUCCCUGAGCGACCUGACGUGCACCCCAGAGGAGGAGGAAAACGAGGAGAAGCCACUUUUGGAAGUCAGCCCAGAAGAGAGCCCCAGCUCUGGGCAGCAGGACGUGGCGCCAGACAGAGGCCCUGAGCCUGGGCCACCGGCGUCCUUGCCGCCACCCGGAGGGGCCCGUGCCAGACGCGCCCGCCUGCAGCACUGCUCGGCGCUCACGGCCAGCGUGGAGGAGGAGGGCGUCCCCGGGGAGGACCCCUCAAGCCGCCCGGCCACCCCAGAGCUCGCCGAGCCCGAGUCGGCCCCCACCCUCCGCGUGGAGCCCCCGUCCCCGCCGGAGGGCCCCCUGCAUCCCGGUCCCGACGGCGGAAAGCAGGAUGGGGAGGCGCCCCCCGCAGGCCCGUGUGCCCCGGCCACGGACAAGGCAGAGGAGGUGGUCUGUGCUCCCGAAGACGUCGCGAGCCCGUUUCCCACCGCCAUCCCUGAGGGGGACACGACGCCCCCCGAGACUGACCCCGCCGCCACCUCAGAGGCGUCCUCUGCUCCCGACGGGCCAGAACACAGUGUCCUGAAGGAAGCGGAGCCGACGCCGCCUGUGCUCCCGGAUGAGGAGAAGGGGCCCCCAGGGCCAGCGCCCGAGCCCGAGAGAGGAGCGGAGACCGAGCCCGAGAGAGGAGCGGAGACCGAGCCCGAGAGAAUUGGGACCGAGCCCUCCGCGGCGCCCGCCCCGAGCCCGCCGGCGCCUAAGAGCUGCCUGAAGCACCGGACCGCGGCCGCCAGCGAGGGCCCCGCCGCGUCCUCGCCACUUGCCGCCGUGGAGUCUCCCCCAGUGGAGGCUGGCCCCGGUUCCCUCGACGCAGAGGCCGCCACCCCGGAGCGCCCCAAGGCCGAGCGGGCCGAGGCGCCACCGGCGGGCGCCGAGAGGGCGGCGCCAGAGCGGAAGGCGGAGAGGGGCGGUGCCGAGCUGCGAGGCGCAAAGAAGUUCUCGGUGUCCUCGUGCCGAGCGCGGCCUCGUCCGGGCGUCUCCCGCCCGUUGGAACGGGCCAGCGGCCGCGUGCCCCUCGCGAGAAGCAGCCCGGUCUGGAGGAGCGAGGCGGCUCUUGACGACCUCCAGGGUCUCCCCGAGCCCCAGCACGCGAAACCUGGCCCUCGGAAGCCGGCGGAGUGCGGCCGUCAGGACUUGGGGGACAGGGCGGCCAGCCCGGCCGGGCCACGCAAGAGCCCCCAGGAGGCGGCCGCCGCGCCCGGCACGAGAGAGCCCUGCCCGGCUGCCCAGGAGCCGGCCCCGAGUGAGGACAGAAACCCCUUCCCCGUCAAGCUCCGGUCCACCUCCCUCUCUCUCAAAUACAGGGAUGGCGCCUCUCAGGAGGCGAAGGGUGUGAAGAGGUACAGUGCCGAGGUCCGGUUAGAAAGGUCGCUGACCGUGCUCCCGAAGGAGGAGAAGUGUCCCCUCGGGAUGGCCCCCGCCCUUCGAGGCGCCAGGGCCCCCAGCGACCAAGGAAAGGGGAAGGCCCGGCCCCCCGAGCCGCUCAGCUCCAAGCCGCCCCUGCCCCGGAAGCCGCUUCUGCAGAGCUUCACGCUCCCGCACCAGCCCACGCCCCCCGACGCUGGCCUGGGAGAGCGGGACCCCAGGAAGGAGCCCAGGACGGCGGAGAAAAGGCCGCUGCGCAAGGGAGCUGAAAAGAGUCUGCCACCUGCAGCAACAGGGCCUGGGGCUGAUGGGCAGCCUGUGCCACCCUGGAUCACCGUCACUCGGCAGAAGCGGAAAGGGACCUUGGACCAGCCACCCAACCAGGAAGACAAGCCUGGGGCACGGACCCUGAAGUCUGAACCAGGAAAGCAAGCCAAGGUGCCCGAGAGAGCCCAGGAGCCUGUGAAGCAAGCUGACUUUGUCCGCAGCAAGUCUUUCCUGAUAACCCCUGUGAAGCCCACUGUGGACCGGAAGCAGGGGGCAAAGCUCAACCUCAAGGAGGGGCUGCAAAGAGGAAUCUCAUUGUCCCAUCAGAACUUGGCAGCUCAGUCUGCAGUAAUAAUGGAGAAGGAAUUGCAUCAGCUGAAGAGAGCCAGUUAUGCCAGUACAGAUCAGCCAUCCUGGAUGGAACUUGCCAGAAAGAAAUCUCAAGCUUGGAGUGACAUGCCCCAGAUUAUAAAAUAGGUGGGCAGUGUGCUGAUAAAGCAUGUCCACUACCCUGACAAGCCACUUAGUUAAAAACUGCCAGUAUAUUGUGGCAAAAAAACUGUGAAACUUAAAGAUUGAUUUUAUCAUCAAGUUAUGACGAACUUGGGGAAGAGGAAGGAACCAGGCAAAACAAACAGGAUAAACCCAGCCAUACUCCUGGGCCAGAGGGCCCAGAAACAAGAACAACAUUGAAAAAGUCCAGGAACCAGUUCCUGUGCCCAAAGGUACGAAUGUGUCUUUUAGAAUUCCCUUGACAAAGAAGCCUCAGACAAGGAAGAAAAUAGAAAUGAUAUUGGACACAUAAAUAGGACACCCAGCAAAGGCCAGAAGAGAAGCCCUUCUAGGAGAAGGGACAUCUGUGCUUCCAGCUGAGAUCAGCCCAUGUCUCUGGUCGCUGUCUUGCCUGUGGAUCCUGUCUUCUUUCAUGUUUACUAUGAGGCAUGACAUUCAUGGCAAAACAGGGAUGCCGUUUCCAAGAGCAGCUAUAAAACAAUCUGUUUUCAUAAAGACAGCCACUCUGAGAAGGAGAUGAAGGAACAUGGCACGUUCAUCAAUUCAUAGACUGUUUCCAAAAAUAAUUUUUAAACUUUUCCACUAGGCAUCUGUGUCUUUAACCACUGCACAAUGCAUUGCCUGUUUAAUAAAAUGUUUCAAACAUG
Messenger RNA from Symphalangus syndactylus (siamang), 5412 nucleotides. RefSeq names its product CRACD like (gene CRACDL). Lineage: Eukaryota; Metazoa; Chordata; Mammalia; Primates; Hylobatidae. The record is from RefSeq and is a predicted model, not a curated record.